Oryzias latipes (Japanese medaka) is the source of this 1034-nucleotide messenger RNA. RefSeq names its product HscB mitochondrial iron-sulfur cluster cochaperone (gene hscb). The record is from RefSeq and is a predicted model, not a curated record. Gene Ontology annotation, biological process: [2Fe-2S] cluster assembly; protein complex oligomerization. Gene Ontology annotation, cellular component: mitochondrion. Lineage: Eukaryota; Metazoa; Chordata; Actinopteri; Beloniformes; Adrianichthyidae. Gene Ontology annotation, molecular function: ATPase activator activity; protein-folding chaperone binding.
AAACAACUUCCUCUGCUGUGUGGGAUGGAGACGACCGUGUUUUGACCUGAACAAUUGUAAAUAUCCACUGAUUUUACCUAAAGAAAUCAAAAAGAUUAUAUAGCCAGGCAUGUUUCUAAGGGUUGGACGAUCGUCCGGGGCCGUACUGCGUUCUCGGUGCUUAUUAACGGGUGGAUUGUUGGUUCCCAAAGCAGCAUGGACCAGAAAUGUGACAGCUCUGGCAGUGGGAAGAAGAAGAAGAGGAGAACUUUUUUAUUACCCCAAUGAAGUCCGUUUUAGGAAUUGCAGCACGAGUCAAGCUAAAACGAACUGCUGGAACUGUAAACAGCUUCUCGACAAUGUCCCUGCAUUCUUUUGCAACUCUUGCAAAACAAUUCAACCCCCAGCAGAAGGAGAGUCCUAUUUUAAGAUCAUGGACUGUGACUACACUUUCACGGUGGACACACAGAAAUUGCAGAGAAGAUACCUGCAGCUCCAGCGGUUCCUCCACCCAGACAACUUCAGCCAGAGAUCUGCGAAAGAACGGGAGUAUUCGGAAAGCCAGUCGGCGCUGGUGAACAGAGCGUACAAGACUCUGCUUAAGCCGUUGAGUCGCGGCCUGUAUAUGCUGGAGCUUGAGGGGAUGCAUCUGGAGGAAGGCACAGACUCGGGAGCAGAUUCAGCAUUUCUGAUGCGGCUGAUGGAGAUCAAUGAAGCCGUGGACGAGGCGCAGACUCCAGAAGAAGCUGAGGAGAUCGGCCGGGACACGAGAGGGAAACUUGCAGACUUGACAGGGCAGAUAGAUGCUGCCCUUCACAAAGGAGAGCUUCAUGCUGCCAAAGCACUUCUUGUCCAAAUGAAAUACUACGCAAACAUCGAAGAGAAGGUGAAGGGAAAACUCUCUGAAUUCAUGUAAGGACUCUGGUUUUAUUGGGGCUUCCUGCAAUAUUUAUAGUUUGUACCGAAUUGUCCAAAUGAUGUCAUUUUAUGGCUCUGAUGCAGAACAAAUAAAUGCAUGUUACAGAAGAAAUAAAUGUAUUUUUCCCCCAAAAUAA